ACAGAAAGCUGGGAAUCUUCACAACAAGCACCAUCAACCGUAAGAAGUCAAAGAGUUGCAUGCCCCUCUCCCAAUCCAAUCUAGAUUUGGAGGAUAGAUAUGAGGAACCAACAUGUCUUCCUUCACCCACGAAAGAAUAGGACAGCAAGUGGAGAGAAAUCUAACCCUCUCACCUUUCUCUUUCUUCACUGAUUCCAUUGAGUCAUUUGUACAAGCACCAUCCAUGCACAUGAAUCUCGCACGCACUGCUUCCCUCCUCCAACAACAAGAAUCCAAGCUCGGGUAGGCUUCGUAAUCCAGAUCGAGAUCCAAGAACAAUGACCCAAACGGAGCAGUCGGUGAUCGGCCUUGGUGGGCUGCAUCUGGCGACGAGCACAGGGUUCAUAGUAGCAGCCGUAAUCGUCUUCUUCAUCCUCUUCAUCUUCGUAUUCUUGCUGUGCCUCCGCGCCAAGCGGGACCGGGACGCCAACCAUGUCUUUCCCACCGAGCCUGCUGCCGUCGUCGCGCAGCGACCCUGCCUCGAAGCCGCUGCUGCCAUCGAGGCGCUCCCUUCGAUGGUGUUCCGCUGCGAGGGAUACAAGCAGGGAGUGGAGUGCGCCGUCUGCCUCGGCGAGCUGUCGGAGGGCGAGGAAGCACGGCUACUGAUCGGGUGCAACCAUGCCUUCCAUCUACGGUGCAUCGACAUGUGGUUCUGCUCCCACUCCACCUGCCCGCUCUGCCGUAGCCCGGUGGUCCUCGACACCCCCGAACCCGCCAAUUCUGGCGCUGAAUCAUCGCCGCUUUCCUCUUCAGGCUCCUGCGCAGUGGUGGCAGAGAUUGCAGUAAGACAAGAAGGAUCGAGAGAUGGAUUGCAGUAAAAUCUUGUACAGAGAGAGAAGAAACAUAUGAUAAAUAAGCUUAUUCAACGCAUGACAUGUUGCCGGUGUUACGAAUGCCAAUGCAGCAUUAUAGUAUAUGCCAUGGAUAUCUCUAAGCAACAUUAAAGAUUCCUAUCCAGCUCUUGUAUUAGUUCAGUACUCCACUGGUCAUACAUCGAUGCUAACCUAUACCUAAUUGAUUUC
This is a messenger RNA of Musa acuminata subsp. malaccensis (wild Malaysian banana), 1061 nucleotides long. Its product is annotated as RING-H2 finger protein ATL60. NCBI's taxonomy places the organism in Eukaryota, Viridiplantae, Streptophyta, Magnoliopsida, Zingiberales, Musaceae. The record is from RefSeq and is a predicted model, not a curated record.